This is a messenger RNA of Penicillium malachiteum, 1008 nucleotides long. It is a transcript of the gene trr1, whose product is annotated as thioredoxin-disulfide reductase TRR1. Gene Ontology annotation, cellular component: cytoplasm. NCBI's taxonomy places the organism in Eukaryota, Fungi, Ascomycota, Eurotiomycetes, Eurotiales, Aspergillaceae. The record is from RefSeq and is a predicted model, not a curated record. The transcript has 3 exons. Gene Ontology annotation, biological process: removal of superoxide radicals. Gene Ontology annotation, molecular function: thioredoxin-disulfide reductase (NADPH) activity. Bases 1 to 1008 code for a protein of 335 amino acids.
AUGGUUCACUCUAAAGUCGUUAUCAUCGGCUCCGGCCCUGGUGCUCACACCGCCGCCGUCUACCUGUCUCGUGCUGAGCUACAGCCCGUUCUCUACGAGGGUAUGCUCGCCAACGGCACCGCCGCUGGUGGCCAGCUCACCACCACCACCGACGUCGAGAACUUCCCUGGUUUCCCCGCCGGUAUCGGUGGCCAGGAACUGAUGGAGAACAUGCGCAAGCAGUCUGAGCGAUUCGGCACCGAGAUCAUCACCGAGACCAUUUCCAAGCUGGAUCUCUCUUCAAAGCCCUUCAAGAUGUGGACUGAGUGGAACGACGCCCCCGGCAGCGAGCCUGCCCGCACCGCCGACGCUGUCAUCAUUGCCACUGGUGCCAACGCUCGCCGUCUGGACCUGCCCGGCGAGGAGAAGUUCUGGCAGAACGGUAUCUCUGCCUGCGCUGUCUGCGAUGGUGCCGUCCCUAUCUUCCGUAACAAGCCUCUCUACGUUAUCGGUGGUGGUGACUCUGCCGCUGAGGAGGCUAUGUUCCUGGCUAAGUACGGUAGCUCCGUCACUGUGCUUGUUCGCAAGGACAAGCUUCGUGCUAGUAACAUUAUGGCUGAGCGUCUGCUCGCUCACCCUAAGUGUAUUGUGCGCUUCAACACUGUCGCCACUGAGGUUAUUGGUGACAGCAAGCCUAACGGUCUGAUGUCUCACCUCCGUGUCAAGAGCACCGUCGACGGCAAGGAGGAGAUUGUUGAGGCUAACGGUCUGUUCUACGCUGUUGGUCACGACCCUGCUAGCGCUCUGGUCAAGGGCCAGAUCGAAACUGAUGAUGAGGGUUACAUCGUCACUAAGCCUGGUACCAGCUACACCAGCCUGGAGGGUGUCUUUGCUUGUGGUGAUGUCCAGGACAAGCGUUACCGCCAGGCUAUCACCAGUGCCGGAUCUGGCUGUAUCGCUGCCCUUGACACUGAGAAGUACCUCUCGGAACUUCACGAAGUUCCCGAGCCCGCUAAGGAGAAGAUCUAA